AUGGAGGCAGCUGAGGACGAGAAGAAGAAAGCCGCCGCCAAACGCGCGAAUCGUGAAUAUUCGUCCCCGUGGAUGCGGUACUACAACCUGAGCGCGAAACAGCGACGGGCCGAGGACAAAAGGAUCGCGGAUAAACUGGCGGCCGUGGAGGCGGAAUUUCGCGAAGUCGAGGAGUUCGAGCUCACCUACGUGCCGUUCGAAAAACCGCCCCCGCGUCUGACGCGGUCCUCCCCGCUUCUCCUCAUCGGUCCACCAGCAAGGCAGGGCCUCCCGGAGCCGCCUCGCGAAGCGCAGCAGCCUGAUGACAGGCGAAUCAAGUUUCGACUAGCGGACGCCUCGGUCGUCUCGAGUUCCGACGACGAGGACAUCACGUACGUGUCUCGAAUCUCGCGCAAGAGGGUGGUGUACAGCUCCGACGACGACGCGAACGCCAGGAGCCUGCCGACGGCGUCGGAGCGGCGUGUCCACGACGUCAGUUCGGACGACGACGACGUGAGCGGGCGCGUCGAACGGCUCUCUAAAGUGCGGGAGACGCCUGGCGCGUUGCCCUGCGUCGGCAUCCGGGAGGAGGACGUCGACCGCGAGGGUGGCGGCGCCGCUGAGCGCGCCUCCUCGUCGCUCACGCGAGCCGACAUCAUCCGAAAGAGGAAGGAGAGGAUAGCCAGGCAGCGCAGCCUCAUCGAGGAAAUCUGUUCCGGUUACCGCAGCUCCAGCGACGAGGCGAGCCGCAAGCGAAGCUUUCAUCGCACGCCCGCCGUAACACCGAGAAACCGCAGCCGAGCAGUCCCAGGUCGCCGGAGUCGCAGGGCGCUGUGGUCGCGGGAUGCCCGCGCCACUCCUUCGCCGACGUCCAGCGUGGAGGAACCGCUGCGUGUCCCGCAGCGGGGCCAGACUCCGCCCUCUUUCAAACUCUCCUCGGCCGGCUCAUCGACCAGCAGCAUCGGGUGGUCACCGGCGAGGACUUCCCGGGUAUGGCACUCCACCCCGCAUGGGCCACCGCGGAGGAGGUUCAGCUCCCUGCGAGACGUCGGGGCGUCAGGCUCGGCUCCCUUGCGCGGGACGCUCGACGUGACAGCGAGUGCCGACAGGCCGCAGCGCGCGGGCAGCGGGUUCCUCCAGGUCCUGGACCGCGGCCAGACGCUGGUCAUCACCAAGCAGCCCGAGUUGCAGGAAGUGACCUGUUUCGGCGAGCAGCCGCCGACUGAGCCUCCCAGCGCUGCUGCCAGCCCGGCGUCACGGAGUCAUGACGAGAGCUCGGCCACUCGGAGGAGCGUCGACGCGGCGGAGUGGAGCACCGUGAUGCGCUUUGGUGUCGGCGGCAACCGCGAGCGAGUCCUGCUGUCCGACGCGCCGUCUCCACUGUCGGCCAUCGCCAGCUUCGGCACGCAGAGUCGCACUUCCCAAGCUCCGCAAGACCCGCGGCACGAACAGCCUGAACCAGCGCCCGCCGCACGCUACGACUCGUCGCCCGGCACUCUGCUCGAGCAGCUGCUCAAGCACUGCCAACAGGAGGCUCCGGUGACCUUCGAACAGGCACUGCGGCUCACCGACGACUGCCGAAGGUGCGUGAAGCUGGGCGAAGGCUGCACGGCCGACGUCUACCGCGUCCGGAGGCCCAGCGGCGACGAGACCGCCGUCAAGGUGAUGCCCGUAGGCGGCGGCCCGAACGAGGACGGCGAGCUUCAAAUGUCGUUGAGCAGCGUCAUCCUCGAAUGCGUCAUGACCAGGGAGCUAAGCAAUCUCCGCUUUAACAAGACGAACAAGUCGGCCAACUUUAUCGAGUUGAAGAGCUGA
Messenger RNA from Dermacentor silvarum, 1794 nucleotides. RefSeq lists its product as uncharacterized. Bases 1 to 1794 code for a protein of 597 amino acids. Gene Ontology annotation, cellular component: cytoplasm; nucleus. The record is from RefSeq and is a predicted model, not a curated record. Gene Ontology annotation, molecular function: ATP binding; histone H3T3 kinase activity. NCBI's taxonomy places the organism in Eukaryota, Metazoa, Arthropoda, Arachnida, Ixodida, Ixodidae. Gene Ontology annotation, biological process: intracellular signal transduction; mitotic cell cycle. The transcript has 9 exons.